AUAGUUAUGGGAGAAGUAGUGUUCCAGCUUCAACAUGGCAAAAACAUGGAUUGUGUAAAGAAGGGUGCUUGGUCUCCUCAAGAAGACAAAAAAUUGAUUGAUUAUAUUGCGAAAUAUCGUAUUUGGAACUGGAGCCAGAUGCCCAAAUUUGCAGGGCUAUCUAGAACAGGAAAGAGUUGCAGACUGAGAUGGACCAACUAUUUGAGGCCUGAUCUAAAGAGAGGACCAUUUAGUCUUGAAGAAACUCAAACAGUCAUCAGAAUGUAUCAAUCACUUGGUAACAGGUGGUCAGCUAUAGCUAAAGAACUACCCGGUAGAACAGAUAACGAAAUCAAGAAUUUCUACCACACACAUUUAAAGAAGCACCUUGGGACAAAAGUUGAAGUGAAACCUAAAUCAAGGUCCAAAAAGGUGAAUAAAGCUAAACAAAUAGAGAUGAGUACUCAGAAGAAGCCUUUGAUAACUACUUGUCCAAAUAUUGAAGGUCCUAAUGAUCAAUCACUUGAUUUUACCAAUUCCUCCUCCUCCUCUAGCUACACCACAUUUGAUGAAAAUUAUGAAAUCUUGGAUUUCUUGGAAACAUCGAAUCAAGACAAUGAUGUUACUUCAAUUGUCAAUCAAGUUGAUGACGAAAACAUAGUUAUAUUGGAGAGUAAUCCAGAGAGUAGUACAUCGUCAUCAUCAAGUGUUGAUUUGCACAUAAAAGAUUUCGUGGAUGUGAGUGUUCAUUCAUCUAAUGUCGAUUUCUGGUUGGACCUAUAUAUGGCGGCGGACAAUCUAAACACCUAG
This is a messenger RNA of Solanum stenotomum, 789 nucleotides long. Its product is annotated as MYB-like transcription factor EOBII. The transcript has 3 exons. The record is from RefSeq and is a predicted model, not a curated record. NCBI's taxonomy places the organism in Eukaryota, Viridiplantae, Streptophyta, Magnoliopsida, Solanales, Solanaceae. Bases 7 to 789 code for a protein of 260 amino acids. Gene Ontology annotation, biological process: regulation of stomatal movement.